Molecule: messenger RNA, 564 nt
Organism: Fusarium verticillioides 7600
Lineage: Eukaryota; Fungi; Ascomycota; Sordariomycetes; Hypocreales; Nectriaceae
Exons: 2
Coding region: 131-442 (103 amino acids)
Source: RefSeq, a predicted model, not a curated record
GAGAGUUGGUAGAGAAUAUGAUUUUCAGUAAAUAAACUCAUAAUUUCAUGAAAACAGCUCAAGACUACAUAGAGAGUGCAUUUCCAUUGCGAAAUGAUCAUUGAAAUGGUAAUCUUUUGGCGCACAGGGCAUGCUACGAGAGAUACCAAAGCUUCAGCUGUUCAUACUAAAUGAUGAAGAGAUUUGGCUUUCAAAAGGGUCGCCCCCGCAUCGUUGCUGUACGACCUCCCACGUUCUAUGUCGUACGAUACCCUCUACGCCUCUCUCUUGUCUUACAAGCGAAGCCAGACGCUCGGUACGUGCUUCACGUGGGAAGAAUCUACCGGAAUACGGAUCUAAUCGUUCAUCGACGGUUCUAUCGCGGUCUUGUUCUUUCUCUAAUUCCCUGAUGGUUCGGUCCGGGUCGUCAGGGUCCGGGCUUGCCGCUACGAGAGCGCAGUAAUUUAGUACUUCAGUCCGGGUCUCCCAGGAAGGGAAAAGCACUCUCUCCUUGAAAUCUAAGCAUGACUGAGGAUCAAUCUGUUUUGAGGUUGGUCUUGGGACGCGUUGCGAUGUGGACGAGGG